GGUGUAACAGCACAGAGGAGUGAGAGAAGGCUGCACUGUGACAACGUACUGGGCUGGGACUGCAGAUGUUCUGUGCAAUUCCCUAACACUCCGGGCAAGUUCAAUUCACGCAUUUUCAGGAGACUCAUGAUUUUUUUCUUUCCAGCGGCUAAAGAAGGAUCGGAAAAUCUACAUGCGGUGUCGGUUGUUAUUAAAGCGACGUUUCAGCCAGCAGCUGCGAUGCCGCCAUGUUGAAGCGAAGUAUUAGUGAGUGACUGGUUGGGACUCAACUGACAAGCGAGCGGAGCAGAGAGACUGAGGGGAGGGGGCUGCUGCUGUAGCUGGUGACGCAGGAAAAACACCUAAGAGCAGACAAAAAACGGGGAAGAAGAUCGUUUUAAUAGACUGGUCACAUGCAAGAAAGCUUUGUAUGAGAUACAUGGAAGAAUUUCUGGAAUAAUUAGUGAACAGAGAGGAAGUCAAUUCCUGCUAGCCAGCUGGACACACUGCUGUUUGUCUUCUAGAAGUCUCUGCUGAAACACUACUGGAAGCAGUCUUGGGGUCUUUAAGUCUUAUAUCUGUGGGAUUAAAUGCAACACAUGACAUUGCUGUCAACCUUGUGUCUUACUAUUCCAGGUUAUGCAAUGGUCUCUGCAAAACAUCUUGUGCUCCAGGUGGUGCUCUCACACACAGACGCGUGCUGGUUCUCUCUCGUGGUUGACGAGGUGUUGAUUUCCUCCCUCGUCAUAACGACAUAAGCGGACAAAAUUGCAAAGGUCUGCCCUGUGUCGAGCAUGACUGCCACCACCCGCGGCUCUCCCGUGGGGGGCAAUGACAGCCAGGGCCAAGCUCCGGAUGGCCAGUCUCAGCCCCCACUACCCCAGAACCAGACAUCGUCCCCCAGCUCCUCGAAUGAGAACUCCCCCAUGAGCCCUCCAGAUGAGCAGGGCCAGGGGGACUCGCCCCCGCAGGCGGAAGAGGAGGAACCUGCCUUCCCCCACACGGACCUGGCCAAGCUAGAUGACAUGAUCAACCGGCCUCGCUGGGUGGUUCCAGUUUUACCAAAGGGCGAGUUGGAGGUUCUUCUUGAGGCUGCUAUAGAUCUCUGUAAAAAAGGACUGGAUGUCAAGUGUGAAGCAUGUCAGAGGUUUUUUCGGGAUGGCUUGACAAUUUCCUUCACGAAAAUUCUCACCGACGAGGCAGUGAGCGGCUGGAAAUUUGAGAUUCACAGGUGUAUUAUAAACAACACUCACCGCCUGGUGGAGCUUUGUGUGGCCAAGCUCUCUCAGGACUGGUUCCCACUGCUUGAGCUGCUGGCCAUGGCAUUGAACCCCCACUGCAAGUUCCACAUCUACAAUGGCACACGACCGUCUGAGACCGUGCCAGCAGGGGUGCAGCUGCCUGAGGAUGAGCUCUGCGCCCGUCCUCCAGACCCACGUUCUCCCAAGGGCUGGCUGGUGGAUUUAAUAAACAAAUUUGGCACGUUAAACGGGUUUCAAACACUGCAUGAUCGCUUUAUGAGCGGCCAAGCCUUGAAUGUUCAGGUCAUCGCAGCGCUUAUUAAGCCUUUCGGGCAGUGUUAUGAGUUUCUUACGUUGCACACGCUGAAGAAGUACUUUCUUCCAGUUAUAGAAAUGGUUCCACAGUUUCUAGAAAACCUCACUGAUGAGGAGUUGAAAAAGGAAGCCAAGAAUGAAGCCAAAAAUGAUGCAUUGUCAAUGAUAAUCAAGUCGUUGAAGAACCUCGCUUCACGGGUACCGGGGCAAGAGGAGACCGUAAAAAACUUAGAGAUUUUUAGGUUAAAAAUGAUUCUUAGGUUAUUACAAAUUUCUUCCUUCAAUGGCAAAAUGAAUGCACUAAAUGAAGUCAACAAGGUGAUAUCGAGUGUCUCCUAUUACACCCACCGGCACGGCAGUCCUGAAGAAGAGGAGUGGCUCACGGCUGAACGCAUGGCAGAAUGGAUCCAGCAGAACCACAUCCUGUCCAUUGUGCUCAGAGACAGCCUCCACCAGCCACAGUAUGUGGAGAAACUGGAGAAGAUCCUCCGCUUUGUCAUUAAGGAGAAGGCUUUGACACUCCAAGACCUGGACAACAUCUGGGCAGCUCAGGCUGGAAAGCAUGAAGCUAUUGUCAAGAAUAUGCAUGAUCUCCUGGCAAAGCUGGCCUGGGAUUUUUCUCCCGAGCAGCUUGAUCAUCUCUUUGAUUGUUUCAAGGCAAGUUGGACAAAUGCCAGCAAAAAGCAGCGAGAGAAGUUGCUGGAGCUGAUACGUCGCCUUGCUGAGGAUGAUAAGGAUGGAGUGAUGGCCCACAAGGUGUUAAACUUACUGUGGAACCUGGCCCACAGCGACGAUGUCCCUGUGGACAUCAUGGACCAGGCACUGAGUGCCCACAUCAAGAUCCUGGACUACAGCUGCUCACAAGACAGGGACACACAGAAAAUCCAGUGGAUAGAUCGCUUCAUUGAAGAGCUGAGAACCAACCACAAAUGGGUGAUUCCUGCACUGAAGCAAAUCCGGGAAAUCUGCAGCUUAUUUGGGGAGGCUCCGCAGAACCUAAGAAAGAAAAUACCUUUUAACAUAGAAAAGAACUUAGUGGGUCAGACACAGAGGAGUCCCCAUGCAUUUUAUCGGCAUGACCUGAUUAACCAGCUGCAGAACAACCACGCGCUGGUCACCCUGGUGGCUGAAAACCUGUCGGCCUACAUGGAAGGCAUGAGGCAGUUUGCGAAAGCUGAAGAACAUGAGCACUUGGACUACGACCCGCAGACAGUGCGCUCAUGCAGCCGCUACAGCCAUGUGCAGGAGGUCCAGGAAAGACUCAACUUCUUGAGGUUUCUGCUGAAGGAUGGGCAGUUGUGGCUGUGUGCACCUCAAGCCAAGCAGAUCUGGAAAUGCCUGGCAGAGAACGCGGUGUUCCUGUGCGACCGCGAGGCCUGCUUCAAAUGGUACUCCAAGCUGAUGGGGGACGAGCCGGAUCUGGACCCGGACAUUAACAAAGACUUUUUCGAAAACAACGUUCUACAACUGGACCCGUCGCUUCUGACGGAAAACGGCAUGAAGUGUUUCGAGCGCUUUUUCAAGGCGGUGAAUUGCAGGGAAGGGAAGCUGGUGGCCAAGCGGAGAGCCUACAUGAUGGACGACCUGGAACUGAUCGGGCUGGAUUACCUGUGGAGGGUGGUGAUACAAGGAAGUGAUGACAUUGCCAGUAGAGCAAUAGACUUACUGAAAGAGAUUUAUACAAACCUUGGGCCAAAACUGCAAGUCAACCAGGUUGAGAUUCAUGAAGACUUCAUCCAGUCUUGUUUCGACCGGUUGAAAGCCUCCUAUGACACCCUGUGUGUUCUGGAUGGGGACAAAGACAGCAUUAAUUGUGCCAGGCAAGAGGCCAUCCGCAUGGUGAGAGUGUUAACAGUCCUGAGAGAGUACAUCAAUGAGUGUGACAGUGACUACCAUGAAGAGAGGAGCAUACUGCCAAUGUCAAGGGCAUUUCGAGGGAAGCACAUCACGCUCAUCGUGCGGUUCCCCAACCAAGGCCGGCAGGUGGAUGACCUAGAUAUCUGGUCUCACACAAACGACACGAUUGGUUCUGUGCGGCGCUGCAUCUUGACCCGGAUAAAGGCCAACAGCGCUCACACAAAAAUUGAACUCUUCAUCGGAGGAGAAAUGGUGGAUCCUGCUGAUGACAAGAAGUUAAUUGGACAGCUCAACCUCAAGGACAAAACGCUGAUCACAGCCAAGCUCACCCAGAUUAGUUCAAAUAUGCCUUCAAGUCCUGACAGCUCUUCUGAUUCUUCAACUGGGUCCCCUGGAAACCAUGGGAAUCACUAUAGUGAUGGACCCAACCCUGAGGUGGAAAGUUGUCUUCCAGGCGUGAUUAUGUCCCUGCAUCUGCGCUACAUUUCAUUCCUGUGGCAAGUGGCGGAUCUGGGGUGCAGCCUGAACAUGCCGCUGCUCCGGGACGGAUCGCGCGUCCUCAUGAAGCUCAUGCCUCCAGAUACCACUACAGUGGAGACCUUGCGGGCCAUCUGCCUGGACCACGCCAAGCUGGGAGAUAACAGCCUUAGCCCAACACUAGAUUCGCGCUUCUUUGGUCCUUCACCAUCUCAAGUGCUCUAUCUGACAGAGGUUGUAUAUGCGCUGCUCAUGCCUGCCAGUGGCACUCUUGGGGAAGAUGCCAGUGAUUUCCAGUACAACUUCUUAAAAAGCGGUGGGCUGCCCCUUGUUCUGAGCAUGCUGACCAGGAACAACUUCCUCCCAAAUGCCGACAUGGAGACGAGGCGGGGAGCGUACCUAAACUCCUUGAAAAUAGCCAAACUCUUAUUGACGGCGGUUGGCUUUGGCCACGUGAAGGCCGUGGCAGAAGCCUGCCAACCGGCUGGGGAAGGGACUGUGUCACCAAUAAACCAGGCUACCCACGACCAGGCUUUGGUUCUUCAGAGUGCCCUCCAGAACAUUCCCAACCCAUCUUCUGAGUGCAUGCUGCGUAACGUUGCCAUCCGGUUAGCCCAGCAAAUCUCUGAUGAGAACUUCUUCCAGGCUUCUAAGUAUAUCCCAGACAUCUCUGUGAUAAGGGCCGUGCAGAAGGUCAUCUGGGCUUCUGGCUGUGGCUCCGUGCAACUGGUUUUCAGCUCCAAUGAAGAGAUCAGCAAGAUAUAUGAGAAGACCAACGCAGGGAACGAGCCAGACGGCGAGGAUGAGCAGGUGUGCUGUGAAGCCCUGGAGGUGAUGACACUCUGCUUUGCCCUCAUUCCCACGGCUUUGGACGCACUUAGCAAAGAGAAGGGCUGGCAAACCUUCAUCAUCGACUUGCUGCUGCACUGCCAGAGCAAGUCUGUUCGUCAGAUGGCUCAGGAACAGUUUUUCCUCAUGGCCACGAGAUGUUGCAUGGGACAUAGACCACUCCUGUUCUUCAUCACCCUUCUUUUCACUGUUUUAGGUAGCACUGCAAAAGAGAGAGCCAAGCACGCGGGGGAUUACUUCACUUUGUUAAGGCACUUACUCAACUACGCAUACAACAGCAGUAUAAACCUACCCAACGCUGAAGUUCUGCUGAACAAUGAGAUUGACUGGUUGAAAAGAAUCAAGGAUGAAGUGAAAAGGACUGGCGAGACUGGUCUGGAGGAAACCAUUCUUGAAGGCCAUCUUGGGGUCACAAAGGAGCUGCUGGCGUUCCAAACACCAGAGAAGAAGUAUUACAUGGGCUGUGAGAAGGGAGGAGCCACCCUGAUUAAAGAGCUGAUCGAUGACUUCAUCUUCCCGGCAUCCAUCGUCUACCUGCAGUACAUGAAGAGUGGGGAGUUCCCGGCCGAGCAGGCCAUCCCUGUGUGCGGCACUCCCGCCACCAUCAACGCCGCCUUCGAGCUGCUGGUGGCGCUCGCCGUCAGCUGUGUGCGGAACCUCAAGCAGAUCGUCGACAACUUGACUGACAUGUAUUAUCUAGGUGGGGAAGGUCUUAGCGAAUGGGAAUACCUGCCCCCUGUGGGCCCGCGGCCCACCAAAGGUUUCGUGGGCCUGAAGAACGCGGGGGCCACCUGCUACAUGAACUCCGUGAUACAGCAGCUCUACAUGAUCCCACCUAUCAGGAACGGCAUCCUGGCCAUCGAGGGCACGGGCACGGACGUGGACGACGACAUGUCCGGGGACGAGAAGCAGGAUAACGAGAGCAAUGUGGACCCUCGUGAUGAAGUAUUCAGCUAUCACCACCAGUUUGAAGAGAAGCCUUCAGUCAGCAAGUCUGAGGACAGGAAGGAAUACAAUAUUGGUGUACUGCGCCACCUGCAGGUCAUAUUUGGACACCUGGCUGCUUCCAGAUUGCAGUACUAUGUGCCUCGAGGCUUCUGGAAACAGUUCAGGUUAUGGGGAGAGCCAGUUAACCUUAGAGAACAGCAUGAUGCCCUUGAGUUCUUCAACUCCCUGGUGGAUAGUCUGGAUGAAGCCCUCAAAGCACUUGGUCACCCAGCCAUGCUCAGCAAAAUCCUGGGGGGCUCCUUCGCUGAUCAGAAAAUUUGCCAGGGGUGUCCUCAUAGGUACGAGUGUGAGGAAUCCUUCACCACGCUGAACGUAGAUAUCAGAAAUCACCAGAACCUCCUGGAUUCCAUGGAGCAGUAUGUCAAAGGAGACUUGCUAGAGGGUGCCAACGCCUACCACUGUGAGAAAUGCAAUAAGAAGGUUGACACGGUGAAGCGUUUGCUUAUCAAGACGUUGCCCCCAGUGCUGGCGAUCCAGCUGAAGCGCUUCGAUUAUGACUGGGAGAGGGAGUGCGCCAUCAAGUUCAACGACUACUUCGAGUUCCCGCGUGAGCUGGACAUGGAGCCGUACACGGUGGCGGGAGUGGCCAAGCUGGAGGGCGAUGACGUGCACCCGGAGAACCAGGUGAUCCAGAACGAACCCUCAGAGAGUGAAGCCCCUGGUGGGUCAAAGUACCGACUGGUUGGUGUGCUGGUGCACAGCGGUCAGGCCAGCGGGGGGCACUACUACUCCUACAUCAUCCAGCGGAACGGCGGCGACGGCGAGCGGAACCGCUGGUACAAGUUUGACGACGGCGACGUCACCGAGUGCAAGAUGGAUGACGACGAGGAGAUGAAGAACCAGUGCUUCGGCGGAGAGUACAUGGGAGAGGUCUUCGACCACAUGAUGAAGCGCAUGUCCUACCGCCGCCAGAAGAGGUGGUGGAACGCCUACAUCCUGUUCUACGAGCGCAUGGACUCUUCGGAGCGGGAUGGAGAGCUGGUGAAGUACAUCACGGAGCUGACCAUCUCCGCCAGACCGCACCAGAUCAAGAUGCCAGCCGCCAUCGAGUGCAGCGUGCGCAAGCAGAACGUGCAGUUCAUGCACAACCGCAUGCAAUACAGCCUGGAAUAUUUCCAGUUUAUAAAGAAACUCCUGACCUGUAACAGUGUCUAUUUAAACCCACCCUCAGGACAAGAUCAUCUUUUGCCGGAGGCAGAAGAAAUAGCUCUGAUUAGUAUUCAGCUUGCUGCUAAGUUUCUGUUCAGCACUGGAUUCCACACGAAGAAGGUCGUUCGUGGUCCUGCCAGUGACUGGUACGAUGCGCUCUGCAUCCUGCUGCGUCACAGCAAGAACGUGCGCUUCUGGUUUGCACACAAGGUGCUCUUCGCGUAUCCCAAUCGCUUCUCCGAGUACCUGCUGGAGUGUCCCAGCGCGGAAGUGAGGGGCGCCUUUGCCAAGCUCAUCGUAUUUAUUGCACACUUCUCCCUCCAAGAUGGGCCCUGUCCUUCUCCAGUUGCCUCCCCAGGACCUUCCAGUCAGCAACAGGCCUGUGACAAUUUGAGCUUGAGUGACCACUUACUGAGAGCCGUGCUGAACCUGCUGCGGAGGGAGGUGUCUGAACACGGUCGUCACCUGCAGCAGUACUUCAACCUCUUCGUCAUGUACGCAAACCUGGGCAUGGCAGAGAAGACCCAACUGCUGAAGCUGAGCGUGCCAGCCACCUUCAUGCUGGUCGCCCUGGACGAAGGGCCUGGACCUCCCAUCAAAUACCAGUAUGCGGAGCUGGGCAAGCUGUAUGCUGUGGUUUCCCAGCUGGUGCGCUGUUGCGAUGUGUCAUCUCGCAUGCAGUCGUCGAUUAAUGGCAACCCCCCACUGGCAAACCCCUAUGGUGACCCCAACCUGUCGCAGCCCAUUCUGCCCGUGCAGCAGCUGGUGGCAGAGAUCCUGUUUGUGCGCACGAGCUACGUGAAGAAGAUCAUUGAGGACUGCAGCAACUCUGAGGAGACUGUCAAAUUACUGCGAUUCAGCUGCUGGGAGAAUCCCCAGUUUUCCUCCACUGUGCUCAGCGAGCUACUCUGGCAGGUGGCGUACUCCUAUACCUAUGAGCUUAGGCCGUACUUGGACCUACUGCUUCAGAUCUUGCUGAUAGAGGACUCCUGGCAGACCCACAGGAUCCACAACGCUCUGAAGGGGAUCCCAGAUGACCGCGAUGGCCUCUUUGACACCAUUCAGCGCUCCAAAAACCAUUACCAGAAGAGGGCCUACCAGUGCAUAAAGUGCAUGGUGGCACUUUUCACUAAUUGUCCAGUAGCGUACCAGAUCCUCCAGAGUAAUGGAGACCUGAAGAGAAAAUGGACGUGGGCUGUGGAGUGGCUGGGUGACGAGCUGGAGCGCCGACCGUACACAGGAAACCCCCAGUACACCUAUAACAACUGGUCGCCCCCAGUGCAAAGCAACGAGACCUCCAAUGGCUACUUCCUGGAGCGCUCACACAGUGCUAGGAUGACUCUGGCCAAGGCCUGCGAGCUCUGUCCUGAGGAGGAACCUGAAGACCAAGAAGCUCCAGAUGACCACGAUGCUUCACCCCCAGAAGACACCACACUGUACCCCCAUUCCCCAGGAACACAGUACCAACAGCAGAAUAACCACCCACACGGACAGCCGUACACAGGCCCCGCAGCACAACACGUGAACAACCCACCGCGCCCAGGCCAGCGAGCACAAGAGAACUGGGAGGCGACCGAGGAAACGGCCCCAGCCCAGCCUAAAGAAUAACCCCGGCUGCAGCGUCUCACCCCCAACGUCGCCGACGAGACACUGGAUCCAGGCAGAAGGCCAGCCCUGGCCUUUCACGUCAUUACCUCUCCAGGUCCCUUGUGCCCACAGUUCAACUCUUUUUGUAUUUUACCUGGAGUGGAAAGACUUGUCCGUCCUGCAGAGAAUUCCUGUCAUAAAAUACAAGCUUGCCUGCAGUGCGAAGUGUAUAGUGUUGUAAUAAACUGGGCCUGACGCUCUUGUGGAAACAGCAAAGGUGUAUAUAGUAUGUUGUUUGUCUCAGUUCCUACAGCAAGACUGUCUGUCUGCUGCUGGAGUUUCUGAUGUAUCGGAACAAAAAAAGACCUUUUGCUUUAUCACUUUGCUGGGCAGUUUGGGUCAGUUGUCAGUCACUUGUCAACCACUGUAACCAUGCCGAAUGGGCUCCGCUGCCUGAGUUGAUACGGGGUUUUUGGAAUGGCCGGGUUAACACUAUGACAUUUUCUCUUGUUGUGGAAAGUGAUUUGUUCUAGAAUUUUCAUUGCCUUUCUUUCAUUCGUUUUGAAACUCUAGUUAAUAUGUUGUAACAUUUUAGCAUGGCUUGACACCAGAUUUAGUGUGGCCAAAGAGAGACUCCUUACAGCACAGCAGCGGCCGUCUGAGUGCUCUGAAACGCCCUGUUUUUAUUUUUCUCGAUACGCGGACAGCAGUUUUAGGAACCAGCGUUAAGCAUGAGAGACUUCUUAGUUGCAUUUCUCUUCCCUGACAUUUUGUUGUUUAUGGUGGUACAAACAUGGUUUUCAUUGACAGGAACUGGGAAGAAAUAAUAUUUCUAGCUGUUCUUUUCCUUUAAGCCUUCUAGGUUAACUCCUAAUUACCACCGUGUCACUUCAGCCCAGAUGAAGGGUAAGCCAUCUGAAGUGUAUAUACCUAAUCCUCUCAUGUGGUCUGGUGUGAAGGCCCAUCAGCCAUGGGAAAUGCACAUGAACAGCGUUGUGGGAUUACUGCUGGUUAGUGAAGGGCAACCGUUAGAUGUGUUGCAAAGUAUCAUUCGUUAGGAUUUAAGGAUAAUGGUAAGUACUGAAUUUUGAUUGGUAACUUGAAAGUGGUCAUUUUGUCUAAAGUACCAAAAACCUUAAGCCCCACAACCUUUAUUUUGCUAUUUUAUUUUAGAGGGAUUAUUUUGCUGAAUUGUGGAAAAAAAAAUAUUGAGGAAUAUUUUGUGUUAUUUUUUAAAGAAAAAACUGACUGUACAGAAAUCUCCGCCUUGUUUUGCCGACUUUUGUUUUGGCCAUGGUGACGUUGAAUUCUGGAUUUACAGUUGCAAUGUGCUUUUUUUGUGCACAAACGAAACAAAAAACAAACUUUGCGCCCCUUAGCAAGAAUAAAGUAAACAAUACUGACAUCGUAACGGUCUCAUUUUAUUUAUAGUAUGUUGUAAAUACUUCAUACAGGUAGAAAUGUAACAAAUGGCAACGUCUUAGUGAAUUUUCAUAGGUGGCGAGCGACAAAUGGAAGGGGGCAUGCAAUGGCGGCAGAAGACACCAUUUGAAAGUGUGUGAAUUUGCAAAAAGUUUAGCCUAAGUUUGCCAAAUCCAAACCAGUGGCCUAUAUUGUUUCUUACUGUGCUGUAGAGGCCUAAGGAAGAGUUGGCUUCCUAAGCGCAAUGCAUCCUGGGAAAGGCCAAGCAGCAACCAUAGGAAGACAUUGGACAACCCACAGGGUGUACUGGUGCAAUGUUGUACUGGUUGUACAGAGACUGGAGCCCUACUGCUAAUGCACUACAGGCCUUUGUCCUUUUGCAUUCUUCCUUCAGGGGACAAAAACUCCACUUGCCUGUAAGGUCUUAGCAUUGUCUUUUUUAUCAUUUUGUUUUUUUUUUUUAAUAGAAUAAUUUUUGACACUUUUGUUUUCAAUAACUCAAAGUUCUUGUGAAACAUGCAUGAUUAAUAAAAUCCCAUGAUCUGCCUUAGAGCACUGUACAAACCCAAUACACUGUAAAAUUCUACUUUUAAAAAGAAAAUAAAUAGUAUUUCAAUUAA
Paramormyrops kingsleyae is the source of this 10504-nucleotide messenger RNA. The record is from RefSeq and is a predicted model, not a curated record. Lineage: Eukaryota; Metazoa; Chordata; Actinopteri; Osteoglossiformes; Mormyridae.